GAACAAAAGACGUUUGGCAGGAGGAGUGAACCAUCUUGACACUGAAGAGUCACGUGUUAAAGUGUUGACGUCAGUUCUUGCGCAAGUUCGCUGUUUUUCGACGUGGUGCAGCUGAAGACAGCGCACUCCCUGACUCUCUAAAGUGGAAUCAUUUUAUGCAAUACCCCGGCCCCAUUUUACCUCAAACGGGCCGAAGUAAUUGACGCCGGUGUUCGUGAAAGGAGGCUGGUCUGGAAGGAGGCGAUCUUCAGCAGCGUCCAGAUCAUCCAAGAGCAUCCUUUACCUUUACAAUCCAAGCCACUGAUCGUUUCAGUGUAUUCCAGUCCAAGUUAUAGACACAUGGCCUCCAGCUCUGUCGGCUCACGGUUAGUGGCCUGUCUCCUCAACAUCUCUGAGGCUCGCAGAGUAGACGUGGUGCAGACCGUCGCCAAGGCGGCUGUGUAUAACAGCCAAGGCGUUAGACGCGAGGGGACGACCGUACUGAACAUCUUCAUCGACCACGACUACAACCGCUCCGUCCUGACUGUCGUGUCCUCUGUGGAGUCCAUCAGAGAGUCCGUCUUGUCUGCGUGUAAGGAGGCGUGCACGCUGAUCGACAUGCGCACGCACGCUGGAGUUCAUCCAUGUAUGGGUGCUGUGGACCUCAUACCCAUCUACCCCCUGGGGGAGGAGGUGGGAGUGCAGGAUUGUGCUGCGGAGGCUCGAGCUGUAGCUGAGGGCCUUACAGAGCGUGUCCUGGGUACGAGUGCGUUCCUGUUUGGCUGGGCAGACUCCCCGCUUCAACGCGGUCUGGCCCAGAGGAGGAAGGAGAUGGGCUGGUUCAGAAAGACCACCGACCUUCAGGGAGUCCGGCCUGACAUGGGACCACGACCACAGACACGAUAUGGACUCACAGGUGUUGGGGCCAGUCCAUACGUGAUGAACUGCAACGUCACCGUCGACACUCAGGAUCUCGCCAUAGGACGCAACAUUGCCACAGCCAUCAGGGAAUCCACCCCAGACGGCCUGCCUGGGGUGCAGGUGCUUGCACUGCCACAUGAGGGCACUGUGGAAAUUGCCUGUAAUGUGGAAAGUGUGAAGGGGAGCCCACCUACCCACAUGAGCUCAGAUGAACCGUGGCCUUCUUUCAGCAUCAGCGGUCACAUGUACUUUCACACUCCAGCUUCCCUCAUCACAGCGAGGGUCACAGAGCUGGCUCGGAGGCAGGGAGUGGACACGAAGGGCACCGCCCUGGUGGGGUUCACGCCCCGUGAGUGCAGGGGCCUGGCAGAGUUGGCACUGUCUCAGGGGAUUGCUGCGUUCUGGAAAGAGCGACAUGGUUUACGUAUGUGAACAUUAGUGCUGCCAAAUGGUGUCAUAUCUAUUCAAGCUUAGAUUUAUUAUGAGGAGGAUUAAAACAAAAUUAGAAUUUACUGUAAUGUGCCCAUGUGAAUACAUACAUCUUCAACCACUUAUCUGGGAUCGGGUCACAGGGGCAACAGCUCCAGCAGGGGAUCCCAGACUUCCCUUAUCCUGGGCCACAUUGACCACCUCUGACUGGGGGGAUUUCGAGGCAUUCCCAGGCCAGUGUAGAGAUAUAAUCUCUCCACCUAGUCCUGGGUCUUCCCCGAGGUCUACCCCUAGAUGGACGUGCCACAAAACACAUGUACACUGGAUGGGCACACUCCCAGGCCCCUCCAGGAUCCUUGUAAAAGUUAAGAGCUGGUCGGGUGUUUAGCUGAACAGUUGUUCGGGUUCGACUAUCGGCCAAACCCUCCUUGCCUGCACCCUGGAGUAGACUUUACCAGGGAGGCUGAGUCGUGUGAUGUCCCUGUAAUUGUCACACACUCUCUGGUCCCCUUUUUAAAUAUGGGGACCACCACCCCAGUUUGCCACUCCUUUGGCACUGUUCCAGACCUCAGCACCAUGUUUGGAGCUGCUUUUACAAUAACAGUUUGAAUAGAAAUGUUCAGUAAUUAAACUUAAUUCUACAUCUUCACACCCUUUAUAUAAUCAAUCAAUCAAUCAAUUUUUUUUUAUAUAGCGCCAAAUCACAACAAACAGUUG
Thalassophryne amazonica is the source of this 2046-nucleotide messenger RNA. RefSeq names its product formiminotransferase cyclodeaminase N-terminal like 1 (gene ftcdnl1). The record is from RefSeq and is a predicted model, not a curated record. The transcript has 9 exons. Gene Ontology annotation, molecular function: folic acid binding; transferase activity. NCBI's taxonomy places the organism in Eukaryota, Metazoa, Chordata, Actinopteri, Batrachoidiformes, Batrachoididae. The coding region runs from base 340 to 1332 and encodes 330 amino acids.